AUGGAUCAUCUAAAUGGAUUUGGUGUGGAAGUUACUGGAUUAUCUCCAGCUGUUACUGAGAAAGAUCUCAUCGAUUUCUUCUCCUUCUCUGGUGCUGUCGAACAUAUUGAUAUUGUUAGGUCGGGUGAGCAAGCUUGCACUGCUUAUGUGAUGUUCAAGGAUUCUUAUUCUCAGGAAACUGCAGUCUUACUCAGUGGCGCAACAAUAUUGGAGCAGCGAGUUUGCAUAACUCGUUGGGGACAGCAUCACGAGGAGUUUGACUUCUGGAACGCGACUCAGCGGGGUUUUGUAGAUGACACAAACUCACAUCCACAUCCUCAACGAGGCGAGUUCAACGCCGGAGAAGCAGUGACAAAAGCACAAGAAGUGGUGAAAUCAAUGCUAGCCACCGGAUUCGUGCUAGGCAAAGACGCUUUAGCCAAAGCUAAAGGCUUUGACGAAUCCCACGGUGUAUCAGCUGCAGCAGUAGCUAGAGUAUCUCAACUAGACCAGAGGAUCGGUCUCACUGACAAAAUCUUUGCCGGAGUUGAAGCUGUCAGAUUAACCGACCAGAAGUACCAGGUUUCAGACAAAGCGAAAUCAGCUGUCUCUGCCACAGGAAGAACCGCGGCAGCAGCUGCAACUAGUGUUGUCAAUAGCAGUUACUUCUCCAGCGGAGCUCUCUGGCUAUCUGGUGCGUUGGAGCGGGCGGCUAAGGCUGCAUCUGACCUUGGUAGCCGUAGCUCAAGGCAGUGA
Molecule: messenger RNA, 735 nt
Organism: Eruca vesicaria subsp. sativa (arugula)
Lineage: Eukaryota; Viridiplantae; Streptophyta; Magnoliopsida; Brassicales; Brassicaceae
Source: the annotation of a GenBank genome assembly